Messenger RNA from Cooperia oncophora, 396 nucleotides. NCBI's taxonomy places the organism in Eukaryota, Metazoa, Nematoda, Chromadorea, Rhabditida, Trichostrongylidae. The record is from the annotation of a GenBank genome assembly.
AUGUCAAUAGUGGGUUGUUAUCGCGACAACGUCUACUACAUAAUAAACGAUCAAGAGUUGGAGGUUCAGUUGCUUAGUUUUAACACUCGUGGGAGGUCGACAUAUUGUGUACUCACCAACAUGACCGACAAGAUCAUUGAACAGCCUGCCAAAGAAAUGCCAGAUAUGAGAAAUGUAAAGCUUAAAAUGACAAAUCUACACUUACAUGCUAACGGAGUCUUCAGUAAUGUGUAUAGGGGCACACUGUUAUCUCCCGGUGAAGCACCGAGAGAAAUCGCUAUUAAGAAAACUUGGCCAGGUGGGUUGCCAUUUUCCUUCAGAUCAACCAGCUCCACGGUCCCGAGCCGGCCACAGGGUUCCGGAGUGGACAAUUGGCAAGGAUCGGACGCAAAUUGA